Messenger RNA from Guillardia theta CCMP2712, 2122 nucleotides. RefSeq lists its product as hypothetical. The record is from RefSeq and is a predicted model, not a curated record. Gene Ontology annotation, molecular function: calcium-activated cation channel activity; RNA binding. Lineage: Eukaryota; Cryptophyceae; Pyrenomonadales; Geminigeraceae. The coding region runs from base 1 to 2097 and encodes 698 amino acids. Gene Ontology annotation, cellular component: plasma membrane. The transcript has 33 exons.
AUGAAGAGCCAUUUCCGGCAUGCGAUCGUGGCAGUGAUGUGUCAAACACUGUGUGUAUGCGGUGGGUCAGGAGAGUGUGACAGUUUGUUAGGAACAGAAGCAAGAAUUUCGCCUCGCAAGACCUUUGAAGACAUUGAAGGGAGAGAGAUGGUCGCUGAGACGGCACCAUUGCUUUCUCCCGCACAACGAGAGCCAUUCUGGAACAAACCGACAGGCACGAGGAAUCUUGAUGUGAAACAAGCAGAGAGAUACGCCAAAGAUGCUGUGGUUCGAGAUGAAUCGGGAGAUCUCUACGAAUUGGGAACACCAUUAGCGAGGUUAGGGAAGUUGGGAACAGGAGUUGGGUUGUACUUCUAUUUCGUGUUCUACGCUGGUUUGGUCUUGGGCCUGAUGUCUGUUCUUACUCUACCUGUGAUGAUAAGCAAUUUUCAAGGAUCGUAUGCCUUCGAUCCUGCAGAGAAGAUCGGAUUCCCGCGGAAUCUUCUUGUUGCUAGCACACUGGGCAACCGUCCUCCACAUCAGCCUCUUCUUCUUCACAGCAUCAUGGAUUUCUUGUGCUCUCUCGCUUUUCUCUUCUUCCUCAUCUACUAUAGGAGAAGACAGCUCCUUGCGAGGAAAGAGAUCGAGACGAAGAUUAUCACUGCUGCGGACUACAGCAUCCUCGUUUCGAACUUGCCAGAGAAUGCGACGAGAGAAGAGAUUCUCGAUCACUUUGGAAGAUAUGGACAGAUCGAGCAUGUUUACCUCUGCUACAAGGGAUACGCCAAGCGCUCUCAGCUCAUGAGUGUGAAAGAGAAGGCGGAGGAGGAUCUGGAGCAGUUCGACAUCCAACUGGCUUCUCCCCUCGAGUUUCCUGAAGCCUCAGAGGGCCACACGAACGCACAGAGAACGCUAGACGAAGUGCUGAGUGACAUCCGUAAACAUCAACUGGAACAUGAGCGAUGCCCGAGAUGUUGCGGUCUGGCGUUUGUGACAUUCAAGGUAAAGAUAGCACCUCAACCGUCCGAUAUCCUUUGGGAGAACUUGGAGGUCAAGCCAAAUAUGAGAGCCCUCCGUGUUGCUAGCACUUCUGUCUUCUCGCUGUUCCUCCUCCUCAUCGCAACAGGUUUGAUAGCAGCUGUGAACGGGAAGCACUUCUUCCUACCAACAGCGAUCGAACAAGGGUUGUGGUUCUCCGGACUUCUUAACUUUCUCUCGGUCAUAAUCAUCAUUGUGAGCAACGUCGCCAUGUUUGUUUUGAUGCCGGUCAUUACACGUCUUGGUAAAUUGCCUCCUCUCCCGCUGGUUUAUAUCAUGUGGAGACUCUGGCUAUUUCAGGUGCUCAACACGCUUCUUGCCGCGCUUGUCUUCUGGGACGCGAGCAGGAACGAGAGUGGAGUCACGAACUGGGCCCACUGGUUUGCUGAUGGAGGGUCGAUGAUAGUCGGAGUUAUUGUCGGAGAUGCGGUCCUCAUGAACCUGAUUGAGUUCUUCCGCCCUUUCGACGUCAUUCUGCCCCGAAAAAUGCAAGGGCCCAAGUGUUUGACACAGAAGCGACUCAACAGAGUUUAUGAGGCGCCAGAACUUUCACUUGGCAUGAGAUAUCAGAUGAUUCUCAAGCAUUUCACUCUCGCUCUCGCCUUGGGAUCAGCCAUGCCCCUCAACUAUUGGCUCAUCACCAUCUUGUGUAUCGUCACGUUCUGGAUUGACAAAUUCAACGUCUUGAGGCUUUACAAGAAGCCUGCACUCUGCAACGACGAGGUGGCAAACGUGGCGACUGUCUACAUCGCGCCCUUGUCGCUUCUCCUCCACCUCUGCAUUGCUCCGUUCUUCUACACGGUGGUGGCAACGUGUCCUACGCAGAUCGUUUGUCCUCCAUCAUCCGAAGUCUCCGUCACCUACGUCCUGCUCGGCAUCGCAGCAGCUGUGCUCUGCCUCGCAUGGCAGCCGAUGCUCUACGUGGAACCAGAAGACGUUCACUACCAUGAGGUGCGCUGCAAGGAUGUAUCCUACUCCUAUGUUGAAGGAAUUGAGAAGUAUCAACCUGAGCACGACUGGCCGGCAAAUCUCAACGAGUCGGUAAGCGCGAGCCAAGAGAUUGGAAUAUCAGUCUUCUGAUGUAUAUAAACAUUGCCAAAACAAG